AUGCCAACCCAUAAGUUUCAAGCUUCGGCCUUCGUUACCAUCCCCGCAGUAUCCGCAACACUUGGGUGGCCGUGGAUAAACCCCCCGCCUGGAAUUGGACAUGGCGGCAAGCACAGCGACAACGAUCUGCUAGCCGCGAAGGCAGGGAAGAAGUAUUUCGGCACUGCCACCGACAACGGCGAGUUGAACAACAAGGACUAUACAAAGAUCCUGAACAACAACAAGCAGUUCGGACAGCCUACUCCUUCUAAUGGACAAAAGUGGAUGUACAUUGAGCCAGAGCAAAAAAUGUCUUCAACUUCACAAACGGAGAAGUUUCUGGCACAGCAGCUCCCCGAAUGGGUUAGUUCCGGUCCAGUUGCCCUCACCCAGUGGAAGGGCAAGUGCUACGCCUGGGACGUCGUGAACGAGGCCUUCAACGACGACGGUACCUUCCGCGAGACCGUCUUCUACAACGUCAUCGGCGAGGACUACUUCGCACUCGCCUUCGAGACCGCCGCCGAAGGUCGACCCUCGCGCAGCGACAAGACCAGGGCCGUGCAGAAACCCGUCCGCAGCCUCAAGAAGCAGAAUGUCAGGAUUGACGGUGUCGGCGCACAGGCGCAUCUGAUCGUUGGUUCCACGCCCUCGCUCGAGGCGCAAAUCCAGAACCUCCAGGACUUCGGGGCUACCGGCGUCGAGGUUGCGCAGACCGAGCUUGAUAUCUGUUGA
This is a messenger RNA of Pseudogymnoascus destructans, 711 nucleotides long. RefSeq lists its product as uncharacterized. The coding region runs from base 1 to 711 and encodes 236 amino acids. The transcript has 5 exons. NCBI's taxonomy places the organism in Eukaryota, Fungi, Ascomycota, Leotiomycetes, Thelebolales, Thelebolaceae. Gene Ontology annotation, molecular function: hydrolase activity, hydrolyzing O-glycosyl compounds. The record is from RefSeq and is a predicted model, not a curated record. Gene Ontology annotation, biological process: carbohydrate metabolic process.